AUGCUCGACAGUGCUACUCAGGCGGCUGUCGUGUCAGGAGGGGCGGAUGCUGCGGCAGACAUUGAGGGGAACGACUCUGGGUGGGUAACGAUUCCCCUUCAACCAUGGGUUGCGGGGCAAGCGCCUGCUGAAAAUGACGUAGAUGGUGCGUGCGUGCCUACAGCAGAGGAGGAGGCAGCGGCAGCGGCAGAUUCAGCGGGUGUCUCGGCUGGCGAGAAUGAGGUGGAGGUGGUGGAGGAGGAGGAGGAGGAGGAGGAGGAGGAGGAGGAGGAGGAGGAGGAGGAGGAGGAGGAGGAGGAGGAGGAGGGGGCCGGGGAAAACAUUGGCCCUGUCGUGCCAGAUGGGGAUGUAGCAUGGGAACACGCGGCAAGCUGGCCGAACAUCCCAGCCACGGCUACGGGUGGAACUGCGGAAGGGGUGGGGGGGGGCACGAGUGGUGGGAGUCGUGCAGCCAGCAUGUCCGCGUACAUCACCCCCAGGGUGCAGGAGCAGGAGCUGCGCUCCGCCCUCGUCGAGUUGUUCGCCGACGCCGACCUGCCAUUCCGCCCUAUCGAUCGGCCAUCGGCUGCAUUGAAGGUAGAUAAUGUGUCAGAGGCGUUGAAGCGUCUGCGCGCGGUGUGUUCGUUCGUCGGGUGGUCGGUUCAGCGCUCGGAGCACUUUGCCCGGCAGCAGCGCAUCUUGUUGCGCUGUCGUGAUGAUGCACGCGUGCUUCAUUUGAUUGGCGACUCGCCGACGCGGUGGGGGUCCACGUACGACAUGAUUGUCCGCGUGUUGGAGCUGCAGCAGGCUCUGGCCCUGUUCCUCAUGAGGACGGACGUGACUAUUGGUGGUGGUGGUUGUGGAGUGACUCUACGCGAACAGCUGGAUGGCCUUCGGGUAAUCGACGUGCACUGGGACGCUCUCGUCGAGCUCAAGGAGUUCCUUGAGCCGUUCGACUCCAUCACGAAGGCAGCCGAGGGUUCCUUGUACCCCGCGGCUGCUUCGGUCGUGCCGUUGUACAACUAG
Messenger RNA from Closterium sp. Naga37s-1, 1005 nucleotides. NCBI's taxonomy places the organism in Eukaryota, Viridiplantae, Streptophyta, Zygnematophyceae, Desmidiales, Closteriaceae. The record is from the annotation of a GenBank genome assembly.